GGCACCUAUGCAUACAUGUUCUUCGGUUGAUCUGUUCUCACCCACUCCCCUCCCUGCCUUCCCGCUGACAUUCCUCCAUCUGUUCCAUCUUCUACGCCUCUGGAUCUACUUUGGUCAUUAGUUUAUUUUACCCAUUAGAUUCCACAUGUGAGCGCGCUCACCGGAUACUUGUCUUUGGAGGACUGGCUGACUUCACUUAGCAUAAUGCUGUCCAGGUCCAUCCAUGCUGUUGCAAAGGGUCUGACUGCCAUGGCGCCCACAUUCCUGAUUCUUUUGGGGGCCGCCGUCGCACUGGGAGCAGACGUACGUCCUGAUAAGAACUUCUCACUCCUCCCACCCGUCAAUUUCACCAUUCACGCCGUGGGUUUGGCGCAAGUGCUCUUACGCUGGGACCCGAAUCCUGAUCAAGAGCCCGGGUCGCUCACGCUUGGCUACCACGUGAAGGUCCACGCGCCGGAGGACGAGGACUAUCAAACCAAGAACACGGAGAGCAAACGGGUGGCCCCGCUUCACCGCGGCUUCUCGGCCAGCGUGCGGACGGUCCCCUGGGAAGAGCCCUCCCUCCUGGCGAGCGGCUGGGUGUCCGCCGAGCUCCCGGCCCCCCCAGGGUCUCCUGGGACCGCCGCGGUGAACCUGACCUGCGCCACCAGCACCGUGGCGAGUAACGGGACGCGCGCCCGGCCCUACCACGUUUCCCUGCGCUGCGCCUGGCUGGGGGGCGCCGCGGCCCCCGAGGACACGCAGUACUUCCUCCGCUACAGGUACGGCGCGCGGACGGAGGAGUGCCGCCGGUACAGCCAGGACCCGCGGCAGAGGAACGUGGCCUGCUGGUUCCCGCGGACGGGCAUCGACGGCAAAGGGCGGGACCGGCUCGCCGUGCAGGUCAGCGGCUCCAGCGCCCGCGCGGCCAUCCAGCCGUACGACGGGCUGUUUGCUCUCCACGCCAUCGAUCGCGUCAACCCUCCUGGGAACGUCACGGCCGAGGUGCAGGGGGGCCGUCUGCACGUCCGCUGGGAGAAGCCCGUGUCCGCCUUCCCGGGCCACUGCUUUGAGUACGAAGUGAAAAUCCACAACACAGGGAAGCGCUACUCCCAGACAGAAAAAAUGACGACCAACGAGUUCACCACAACAGUUCAUGACAUUUCUAAGUAUUGCAUCGAAGUGAGGGCCGCCGUGAGCUCCGUGUGCAGAGAGGGGGGGCUCUGGGGCGAGUGGAGUCCAGCGAUUUCCGUGGGAAACGAGGCGCAGAAGCCCUGGACGGAAUGGUACCCGAUCACGCUGGUGGCCGCCCUGUGCCUCGCCUUCGUCUCCUCCCUCGCCUGCAGGACAUGUCACGUGUGGACCAAGCUGUUUCCACCAGUCCCAGGACCCAAAAGCCACAUUCAAGACUUCGCUGCCACGGUGAACUACGAGAAAUCUGGGUCUCGAGAGACAGAGAGCGAAGUCAUCAGCUACGUGGAGGAGCCCGGGCUCGAGGUCCUGGAGGACUUGGUGUUCUGACGGGCGUGGGCCACCGGCAGCGAGGACUGCCUCCCGCUCGGAGGCGCGGAGUUCCCCAACACCGGCCUCACUGCGGCCGGGCGGGCCGGCGCCGGGGGAUGCGCCCUUCUCUGCGAGUCCCGCACAGCGCUGACCCCGGGGACAGAGACGCUAUGGACCCGCUCCCUGCACAGAGCUGGACGCGGCGGCACAGGGCAGAGCCCAGGCCACGUGCUGUCUGGGGAGGAAGGCGGCCUCAGACUGCGACAGGAAGCGCAGGGGCCACGGGGGCCUGGCCAUCGGCCGCCGCAGCCCGGCUCGUUCUGCUGACGCGGCUCAGCGGUGACGCGCGCAUGGCUGAGAGGAGCUGGGCUUUGGGAGAAAGUUCGCGAUUUUUUUGUUCGUUUUUAAAAAAUAUGUUUUUAUUGAUUUUAGUGAGGAAGGGAGAGGGAGAGAGAAACAUCCAUGAUGAGAGAGAAGCAUGAAUCGGCUGCCUCCUGCACACCCCACACUGGGGAUCCAGCCCACAGCCCGGGCAUGUGCCCUGACCGGGAAUUGAACCCUGAACUCCUGGUUCAUAGGUUGAUGCUCACCCACUGAGCCACACGGCCGGGCAGAAAAUGGCACGUUUUGAGUGGCCACUGGCCUGUCAUGGCCGGAGAGAGUGGACAUUCACUUAACAGUAAAUGCCCGUCGGCAAGUUGAUUAGACAUUGGCCCAGCCUCCCACCAGGACAGCUGGGCGGCACUCCCCCAGCCCAGAGCCUGGGUCACGGACCAGAACACACGGGGUUCCUCCUUCACGCCCCCCACUGAGGGCUGAGCCCUGCCCCCCCAUCUCUCUCUCUCUCUCUCUCUCUCUCUCUCUCUCUCUCUCGCUCGCUAUUGGGAUUCUCUGGUGCCUUGUGGGGGUGGGGUUGGGAGGUUCAGUUUGCCAACAGCUCGCCCAU
Messenger RNA from Myotis myotis, 2428 nucleotides. It is a transcript of the gene IL5RA, whose product is annotated as interleukin 5 receptor subunit alpha. NCBI's taxonomy places the organism in Eukaryota, Metazoa, Chordata, Mammalia, Chiroptera, Vespertilionidae. The record is from RefSeq and is a predicted model, not a curated record. Bases 205 to 1500 code for a protein of 431 amino acids. Gene Ontology annotation, molecular function: cytokine receptor activity; protein binding. Gene Ontology annotation, cellular component: external side of plasma membrane; membrane. Gene Ontology annotation, biological process: immunoglobulin mediated immune response; cytokine-mediated signaling pathway. The transcript has 11 exons.